Adineta steineri is the source of this 3456-nucleotide messenger RNA. Lineage: Eukaryota; Metazoa; Rotifera; Eurotatoria; Adinetida; Adinetidae. The record is from the annotation of a GenBank genome assembly.
AUGAAAUUGAUCUAUAUUCUCGUAUUAUACAUUUAUUUAAAUAUAACUGAUGGUUUACCACAAGUACGUGUACGUCCACAAACAGCUGUAAUACCAUCAUCAUCUGAAGCACAUUUAAUAUGUGAAAGUAAUGAUACACCAUUUAUAUCUGUUUCCUAUUGGACUCAUGUUGGUCAACGUAUUGAAUUGAAUCCAUCUAUAAUUGAAAUGCAUGAAAAUGAAUUACGUAUAUUUCAAUUUGGUGAUACUGCAUAUACACAACCAGGUGCUUAUGCCUGUGUUGUUUCAACUCAAUAUGGUCUAUUGGAAAGUGAACCAGCUAUGUUAAGUUUACCAACAUUGGAUCCUUUUAAAACAGAUAUCAAUGAAAAUAAUGUUAUGAAUUUAACUGAAGGAAAUAUUGCUGUUAUACCAUGUGAAUUACCUAAUGGAAAUCCUCGACCAAUACCAUUAUUUACUUUAGAUAAUAAUCCUAUACAAAUUGAAUCUAACUCAAAUCGAUAUAAAAUUUUACCUAGUGGAAAUUUACAUAUUAUUGAUAUAAAUCAAUCCGAUGCAGGAAAAUAUCGAUGUUCAGCUAAAAAUUCCUUAACCGAACAAAUUGUAAAUAAUAGUCAAAUAACAACAUUACAUGUUUUAAAGAAACCUUUAAAUGAUAAAGAUCGUUUACCAUUAACGACUGUAUAUAAACCACCUGUUGCUUCCAGAGUUUUGGUUGGAAAUAAUUUUUCUAUUGAAUGUGUUAUUGCUGGUUGGCCAAAACCAAAUGUUGAAUGGGAAAAAUAUGGAGAUGUAUUACCAGAUAAACGAAAUCAAGUUUUACAUGGUACUUUAUAUUUAUAUGAUAUACGAAUGGAUGAUCGUGGAACAUAUAUUUGCCGAGCAACAAGUUCAACUGGACAAUCUGAUAUAGCUUAUACUGCUUUAUUAGAAGUUUUAGAACCACCAAAAAUUAUUCAACGUCCGGAUUCCGUGAUUCAAAUAAAUCAAGGAGAAAGUGUACCGAUUAAAUGUGGAUUUCGUGGUCGACCUGAACCAAUAAUUAGUUGGUUAUAUAAUGGAGAAGAAAUUAUCAUUAAUGGAUCACCUAUUACAGGCGGUAUUCUAUCUCUCAAUCAAGCUAAAGCAGGUAUUUAUCAAUGUAUUGGUCGAAAUCCAUAUGGUAUUGCACAAGCAAGUACUGUACUUAUUCUUCCGAAUAAUACCAAAUCUGAAAAAAAAUUGGAUCAAGAAGUUCCAUCGAAGAAAUCUUUAAUUGUUAUUGGACCAAAUAAUAUAACUGUAUUUGAAGGGGAAACAAUUCAAUUACAUUGUUUAACUCAAACAGGUUCAACUGUUCAAUGGUUACAUAAUAAUGAAAUGAUUCAAUUAAAUUUAAUGCGUCGUUAUGAAAUGCUUCCAUCCGGUGGUUUACGUAUUGUAUCAGCACAAAAAUCUGAUAGUGGAUUAUAUGAAUGUGUUGCAUCGAAAAUUGGUUUUGGAACAAAUACAGCUAAAUGCUAUGUUCAUAUACAAGGUUUGGGAGUGAAUGUUCCUGAAAAACAAACUCAUCCAUCAUCAUCAUCAUCAUCAACUCGUGGAGCAUCAAAACUUGAAAUAAUUGAUAUAAAUCAAAUAAGUAAUAAUGUUGUUGAAAUAAUUUGGAAAACUAGUGAAACAGUUGAAGCUAAUAUACAAAUUCAAUAUCGAUUAAUUUAUCCGAAAACUUCAUGGAUAACAGAUAAUCAAAUCUAUAAUCAAUCCGUUACUCACGGUAUUAUUUCAAAUCUUGAAAUUGAUCAAGUUUAUAAAUUUCGUGUAACUGCUUUGGAUACAAAUGGAAAACAAAUAAUGUCUAGUCCAACAAAACGAUAUAUAGUUAAACCUUCGAACCAAUUAAAUCUACCAAUGCCACAAAUAACGGAUGCUUGGAUAACAGCAGAUGGACAUAUUAGUUUAAAAUGGAAAAUAAAUGAUUCUGAUAGUGAAUUAAUUGAUGGAUUUAUUAUUUAUUAUCGUUUAAUAAAUUCCAAAAAUGUAAAUUAUACAACAAUAACAAUACCAAAUUUACGUUAUCCAUUAAUUGAUACAUAUACAAUAUCAUCACCAAUAGAAACAAAUGAAAAAUAUGAAUUACGUAUGGCUACUUAUUCAAAUCGUGGUUUAAGUUCAAUGAGUAAUUCAAUUGAAAUAUCAAUUCCAUCAUUUACUACUGAACGUCGUUCAAAUAAUAAUCCAAAAGAUUCCAUGAAAAAUCUUGAUGAAAUUCUUGAAAAUAUAACUAAAAUAAGAAAUCCAACACAUAUUCUACAUGAUUUAGCGACACCAUCACAAGUAUCAUUAACAUCAGGACAAAAAAAUUCUGAUAUGCUUUAUUUAACUAUUGGUAUUAUUGCUGGAAUAUUAUUAAUUUUAAUUAUCAUUCUUAUUGUUAUGUGUAUAUUAAGAAUAUUUCAACGUAAAAAAUUUAUCGCUCAUGUUAAAUCUGUAAAUGGAUCAGAAUUUUAUUGUGAUGGUUUACAUAAGAGUUUAAAUCCUGAUUAUGCAACAACACCUUGUCUACAACAUGGAGUUGUUGCUGUUGAUGGAAAAUUAAUACCAUUUGCUUAUCCAACAAAUUCAAAACAAACUAUUCUUUGGAAUGGACAAACAGCUAUACCACAUAGUUCAACAACAACAACAACAGAUAAUGGUACGAUAAGAUUAAAUCCAAAUCCAAUGAAUCGUUUAGAUAAUGAAAAGACAACUGAUACACAAGAUAAUUUUUAUCAUACUUUAACACCUUAUGGUCCACAUAGUCAAUAUGAAGAACAUUCAUGUGCAUUUAAUCAGCCAAGUUUAUUUGGUUAUACAAGUGAUCGUUCGAAUGUAUCAGCAUGUCCAAUACAUCAUCGUAUGAUAACUUAUCCAUCCGAUACAUUUCCUUUAAAAACAACUUUGAAUAAAUCAGAUAAUUCAACAAAUAAAAAAGUAAAUGGUAUUGUUUUAUCCUCACAAACAAAUGGAACACCAUUUCAUCAAUAUCAUCAUCAUCUUCUUCAUCAUGGAACAUGUCAACGACAUAUAAAAACCAAACCAGUAACAACAUCAAAUGUUAAUGAAAAUGAUCAACAACAAGAUUUAUGUGAUCGAAGUUUUUCAUCAUCAUCAGCCGGUGGUGGUGGUGGUAGUAGUGGACAUUAUUGUACGCAUUUAUCAAAUGAUUCAACACGUCCACUGAUUAAUUCAAUACCACAUCAACAAACAAAUGAUAAUUCAGCGCCAACAAGUACAGGCUCAUCAUCUCAUUCAUCAAGUGGUAUUGGUUCAUCUAUUGAAUCUCCUUAUAAUCAUUGGAAAUAUUUAACACCUUUAUCUGUUACAACAAUACACAAUGAUACGAAUAAUCUUAUGUCAGAUAAUAAAAUAUUAACAUCAUCGAAAGAACAUUCAUUAACAACAAAAAUGUCUGAGCCAAUAACAAUCUCAUCGACUUAA